AUGGUUCAAUCAUCCGUUUUGGGUUUCCCACGUAUCGGUGCCAACAGAGAGUUGAAGAAGGUCACCGAGGCCUACUGGGGCAAGAAGGUGUCUGUUGAGGAGUUGUUGGCUAAGGGUAAGGAAUUGAGAGCACACAACUGGAAGUUGCAGAAGGACGCUGGUGUGGACGUCAUUCCAUCCAACGAUUUCUCCUUCUACGACCAGGUUUUGGAUCUCUCCCUUUUGUUCAACGUUAUUCCUGACAGAUACACCAAGUUCGACUUGGCUCCUAUCGAUGUCUUGUUCGCCAUGGGUAGAGGUUUGCAGAGAAAGGCCACUGAGACCGAGGCUGCUGUGGAUGUCACCGCCUUGGAGAUGGUCAAGUGGUUCGACUCUAACUACCACUAUGUCAGACCAACUUUCUCCCACUCCACCGAGUUCAAGUUGAACACUGAGGCCGGCUUGAAGCCAGUCAACGAGUACUUGGAGGCUAAGGAGCAGGGCAUUGAGACCAGACCAGUUAUCUUGGGUCCUAUCUCUUACUUGUUCUUGGGUAAGGCCGACAAGGACUCCUUGGACUUGGACCCAAUCUCCCUUUUGGACAAGUUCUUGCCAGUUUACAAGUCCUUGUUGCAGGAGUUGUACAAGGCUGGUGCCAAGACCGUGCAGAUUGACGAGCCAAUUCUCGUUUUGGACUUGCCAGAGUCUGUCCAGAAGCUCUACAAGGGUGCUUUUGAGAAGUUGGUUGGCGAGGGUCUCCCAGAUAUCACCUUGACCACCUACUUCGGUGACGUCAGACCAAACUUGGCCGCCAUCAAGGGCUUGCCAGUGGCUGGUUUCCACAUUGACUUUGUCAGAGCCCCUGCUCAGUUCGACGAGGUUGUCUCUAUCCUUAACGACAAGCAGACCUUGUCUGUUGGUGUUGUUGACGGUAGAAACGUCUGGAAGACUGACUACUCCAAGGCUUCCGAGAUUGUCAACAAGGCUAUCUCUACCGUUGGUAAGGAGAGAGUUUUGGUUGCCACCUCCUCCUCUUUGUUGCACACUCCUGUUGACUUGGCCAACGAGUCCAAGUUGGACCCUGUUAUCGCUGACUGGUUCCAGUUCGCUGUCCAGAAGUUGGACGCUGUUGUGACCAUCGCCAAGGACGUUUCUGGUGAGGACGUUUCUGACUUGUACGCUGCUAACGCCAAGUCUAUCAAGGCCAGAAAGGAGUCUCCAAUCACCACCAACCCUAAGGUCCAGGAGAGAAUGGCCUCUAUCAACGAGUCCCUCUCCACCAGAAAGGUGCCUUUCUCUGACAGAUUGGCUGCCCAGAAGGAGAAGUACAACUUGCCUUUGUUCCCAACCACCACCAUUGGCUCCUUCCCACAGACCAAGGACAUCAGAGUGAACAGAAACAAGUUCAACAAGGGUACCAUCACCAAGGAGGAGUACGAGCAGUUCAUCAACAAGGAGAUUGAGACUGUCAUCAGAUUCCAGGAGGAGAUUGGUUUGGACGUCUUGGUCCACGGUGAGCCAGAGAGAAACGACAUGGUUCAGUACUUCGGUGAGCAGUUGGACGGUUACGCUUUCACCACCAACGGUUGGGUCCAGUCCUACGGUUCCAGAUACGUCAGACCACCUAUCAUUGUUGGUGACGUUUCCAGACCAAAGGCCAUGUCCGUCAAGGAGUCUGUCUACGCUCAGUCCUUGACCAAGUCCCCAGUCAAGGGUAUGUUGACUGGUCCAGUCACCUGUCUCAGAUGGUCUUUCCCAAGAGACGACGUUUCCCAGAAGGUCCAAUCCUUGCAGUUGGGUUUGGCCCUCAGAGAUGAGGUCCAGGACUUGGAGGCUGCUGGUAUUACUGUCAUCCAGGUUGAUGAGCCAGCUAUCAGAGAGGGUUUGCCAUUGAGAGCCGGUCAGGAGAGAUCCGACUACUUGAACUGGGCUGCCCAGUCUUUCAGAGUCGCCACUUCCGGUGUCGAGAACUCCACUCAGAUCCACUCCCACUUCUGUUACUCCGACUUGGACCCUAACCACAUCAAGGCCUUGGACGCCGACGUUGUGUCUAUUGAGUUCUCCAAGAAGGACGACGCCAACUACAUCAGAGAGUUCUCCGAGUACCCUAACCACAUUGGUUUGGGUUUGUUCGACAUUCACUCCCCAAGAAUCCCAUCCAAGGAGGAGUUUGUCUCCAGAAUCGAGGAGAUCUUGAAGGUGUACCCCGCUGACAAGUUCUGGGUCAACCCUGACUGUGGUUUGAAGACCAGAGGUUGGGAGGAGACCAAGGCUUCUUUGACCAACAUGGUUGACGCUGCCAAGGACUUCAGAGCCAAGCACUAA
Candidozyma duobushaemuli is the source of this 2304-nucleotide messenger RNA. It is a transcript of the gene MET6, whose product is annotated as 5-methyltetrahydropteroyltriglutamate-homocysteine S-methyltransferase. The record is from RefSeq and is a predicted model, not a curated record. Gene Ontology annotation, molecular function: 5-methyltetrahydropteroyltriglutamate-homocysteine S-methyltransferase activity; zinc ion binding. Lineage: Eukaryota; Fungi; Ascomycota; Pichiomycetes; Serinales; Metschnikowiaceae. The transcript has a single exon. Bases 1 to 2304 code for a protein of 767 amino acids.